AUGAGACGACAGCGCUAUCUGAGGGCAUCCUCAGCGCAAUCAUUAUGCAUCUUCUGUGCAUGUCGUCUAGCUGGAGACCUCCCACCAGCAUUGUCAACUCUCCCUCGUCGAUCAUUGCACACUGGAAGAACAGAUAAACAGCAGGCUGAGGCUGUUGCUUCUCCCUUUGUUGAUUCAGCAAGCCAACCAGCUCGUCAGCAGUCCACCGGCUUCGACCCCAAUUCAUCGCUCUCGCGCUCAGAGCAAGAAGAACGCAAUCGACUUCGCCAAGCACGUGAGCAGCGACGGAGGGGGGAAGAAGACCGGGUACGAGCAAUCCAGCAGGCGCAGCGUGUGCGACAGGACCAGCAGCGAGCACAGCAACAAUGGCAGGAAGCGAAGACGCGAGAGGCCACGGCACAAGAAGAACGCGAGGCCCAGGAGCGGGUUCGAGCGCGAUGGAAGCAGAAUGAAGGCCGGGACAGUCAAUCUGUAUCAAGGACGCAACCGCGGCGUACAGACUCUUCACGAGGUGCCAACUCUGGUCACAAGACGCUCAGUUUCAGUGUUACGGGACAGCCGUCAGAUCAAACUUCCCCUACGCCUGCACUGGCUCCGGAGAGCAAAGAGGCUCGUCGAGCGAGACUUGGCCAGCAAGGGAGGUCGAAUGGGAACCCACAGAGACAGGAUCAGAAUAGGUCCGCGCAACAUGGCGGGAACAGCGAGCAUGCUCAACCCGCCUCUCGAUUCGCCAAGCAGGGCGUGCGAGUGUUGAAAAUCGAAUCGCCGACGACCCAACCGACCCCUCAAGCAAAGCAGAGUAAGCAGCCACGAUUAGACAAUCCAUUCGCUUCUGCUACUGCUGCGCCGCCUGGUAAGAUGGAUAUGCCCACUUUUGGUUCUGCAUCAGGUUCACAGGCGGUUAAGUCUCGUCCUGCAGACGCUGGGUGGGGUUCUGGCCCUGUCAAACGAGCGCUCAUACAGUAUUCGGAAACCAGACCGGCAGACUUCAAUGAUGACCCUGCUGCUUCGACUCCUUCCGAACCCGCUACGAUUCAACAGCCCAACGCGGCUGCAGCGAACUCAAGCUGGCCCCAGCAUGAAAGAGAAUUCGAUUCUACCAAAACUACUGCCAACACUCUUGUGCCUACCAACGAGGCUCAAGGAUCCCGAUUUAGCAGGUCGAAUUCUCGGAGUCAGGCUGGCAGCCACCAAAGUGAUGCGCAUGAUUCCAUAUCUCUCGGGAAGCAGCAACAUGGUCACCAAACAUCAAUGAGGCCAGAGGACUCAUCUCACUCGAGCUUAAGAGGUGUGGAGGAAGAUGCUGGGCUGCCUCGACGACCAGCUUCUCAAUCAAGGCCGAACAACGUUCCUGAUUUCGUUGCUACACUUCAGCAAGCCGAGCAGCGGAAGGCACCACGCCAGAGCAACGGCCAGUGGCCUGCUUUCGAGGCCGUGCCGGAGAGUAGACGCUCUCGAUCACGAAGCGUGAAUGAUCGACCGGACGCUGGGGUAGCGUCUUAUAAUGAUUACAGGCGAGAUCAUCGAGGAGAUGUUCAACAGCAGUACACACCGGAUGCUCAGUAUCAGCAGCAACAUGAUAAUGGACCGACCAUGCGAUUCGAGCCGCAACGACGCUACGAGGCCGGUCGUGAUAGCCCGUUCAGUGAACCAGCACAACACCGAGCAGGUCCGGGUCGACAUGUUUUCUCAGAUACUUACACAGGCUACCGAGCCACAAUGCUCGAUACAGAAGACCACCAGCCAGCAGAGCCGAGCUUUGACGAAGCGCAAGCUGCAAGUUGGCAACAUCUUCGAAGACGAGACUCAGUGCCACCACAAGCGGCGCCUGCUCCGUUCUCACAGCAGCAAUCUGGACAUCCUCAGCAAGAGCAGCAGCCUCUAGACGGCGACUGGAUCGAUCGCUCCUUCCGCCAGCAUCAACAACAGCGCAGCCGCAGCCUGCCAGCCUAUCUUGACAACCAGAAGACACGCGAGGCUACGCGAAAUGGUCAGUCACCAUUCGAAGCUCGCGGUGCGGCACGGUUGGCACAGACGAAGUGUGCAAGGUGUCAGCAGCUUGGGCAUGUUGCUAGAGACUGUCCGACUCUCAAGGAUAGAGUAUGCUAUAGGUGUGGACAGGCUGGACAUAUGGCUGGCCAGUGUCCAAACCCUUCUACGCGUGGCAAUGGCCCGUUUCAGGGUGUGAGAAAGAUGGAUGUGGGCGGUGGAGGUGUAAGAGACUAUGAACCUGCCGUGGGGCGAUCAGAUGGCGCCGAUCGACCGCGGCAGGACAAUCGCGUUUCUGCACUAGAAAGCAGUCUGCGAGAUACUGGGAGAAGGACCGAACCGCGACGUGAUACUAAGAAUGAUGAUGAUGUCCGACAGGAGCUUCUCGGGCGUCGACGUGCGAUACCUGCAGAGGUGGAGGAAGAGCCAGAAGAACGGGUUCUGCGCUCCCGCAAAUUCGCCGAGAAGGAAGAGCCGGUAAAGAAGCGCGGAGGUCGGCGCCGCGAUGAAGACGAGGACGAAGAUGCAGGUGGUGCCGAACGUGAUGAGCGUAAUGCUCGUAAAGCAGCGCGUAAAGCCCAGAAGGCACAAGACAAGGUCGAGAAAGCCGAGGAGCGCAAAGCUCGACGUACUGAGCAAGGACCACCGGUCAACCUACCCGAAUUCGUGAGUGUAGCUACGCUUGCGCAGCAGCUGGGUGUCAGGUAUGAAUCCUUCGUCAGUCGAGUCGAAAGACUAGGGUACGAUGACGUCUUCCCCGGCAAGAUCCUCAACGCUGAAACGAGCGGGAUGAUCGCUAUGGAAUAUGGUUUCGAACCCGUCUUCGGCGGUGGUGAAGCGGAAGAAGUAGAGCGAGAUCUACGCGCUCGCCCGGAGCCUGAGGAGGAGGACAGGGAUUUCCUGCCUACCCGUCCGCCUGUUGUGACUAUCAUGGGCCACGUCGAUCAUGGUAAAACCACUCUCCUGGACUUCCUACGUAAGACAAGGGUGGUAGAUGGUGAGGCGGGCGGGAUCACGCAACACAUUGGUGCUUUCAGCGUUGAGGUUGCGGAGAAAGGUGGGAAGACGGUGACUUUCUUGGAUACGCCUGGUCAUGCUGCUUUCUUGGCUAUGAGGCAGCGUGGAGCUAAUGUCACGGAUAUUGUGAUUUUGGUUGUGGCGGCCGACGAUGGCGUGAAGCCGCAGACGAUUGAGGCUAUUCGGUGUGCUAAGACGGCUGGGGUGCCGAUUCUCGUGGCUGUCAAUAAGAUUGACAAGGAAGGUGCUGAUGUUGAGAGGGUGAAGGGGGAUCUGGCGCGGCAUGGGGUUGUGGUUGAGGACUUUGGAGGUGAUGUGGUUGCUGUGCCGGUUUCGGGCAAGACUGGGGAGGGUGUAAGUGAGCUUGUUGAGGCUGUCGUCGUAUCGGCUGAGAUUCUGGACAAGAGGGCUGAGAUUGAUGGGAUGGUUGAGGGGUGGGUGCUUGAGGGCACUACACGCAAAGCUGGUCGUAUGGCGACUGUUCUCGUCAAGCGAGGAACGCUCAGACCUGGGUCGAUCAUUGUGGCCGGUAAGACGUGGAGUAGAGUCAGGUCACUAAAAGAUCAAUCUGGCAAGGUAGUGCCAGAAAUUGGUCCGGGUAUGCCUGUCGAGGUUGAUGGAUGGAGAGACCAGCCGGUGGCUGGCGAUGAGGUAUUGCAAGCGGAGACGGAGCAGAAGGCUACUGAUGUCGUCGAGUAUCGACGUGAGAAGGAGGAGCAGAAGAAAACAGCUGCUGAUACCGAAGCCAUCAACGAGGCGAGACGACUCGAGCAGGAGCGGGUGAGGAAGGAGAAGGCGGCGGAAGCUGCAAAGAGGUUUGGGACCGAAGCCGAUUACUUCGAGUCUGCUGCUAAAUUGGAGUCAACUGCGCAGAACAACGCCGAGACGACUUCUGGACAUAUGACCGUUCCGUUCAUCAUCAAAGCCGACGUUUCUGGCUCUGCAGAAGCAGUGUCGGAAUACGUCCUUUCGAUCUCCUCGCCACUGAUCACGCCGCAGAUCCUGCAGUCAACCGUCGGAGCAAUCAAUCAAUCCGACGUCGACCUCGCAUCCGCCGCCCAAGGCCACAUCAUCGCUUUCAACCUUCCACCAGACGAAGGCAUGAAAGGUGUUGCUGAGCGUGUAGGUGUGAAAGUUCUGGAGAACAAUGUCAUCUACCGCGUGCUGGAUGAUGUGAAGUUGGUGCUUGAGGAGAAACUACCACCUAUUAUCAGCACGAGGGUCAUGGGUGAGGCGGAGGUCGGUGUAUCGUUCGAGAUUAGUGUAGGUGGGAGGAAGAAGAUGAAGAUUGCUGGGUGUAAGGUUAGGAAUGGUGUUAUCGGGAAGGGCAGCAGGGCCAAGGUCACGAGGGGGGGUGUGAAGGUUUAUGAUGGUAUCAUCUCUUCCCUCAAGAACGUCAAGAAGGAUGUUCAGGAGAUGCGGAAGGGCAGCGAAUGUGGUAUGGGCUUUGAUGACUGGGAGGGUUUCGAGGUCGGUGACCAGGUGCAGACCUAUGAGGAGAUCAGUGAGAAGAGGAGGCUAUGA
This is a messenger RNA of Recurvomyces mirabilis, 4530 nucleotides long. RefSeq names its product translation initiation factor IF-2 (gene IFM1). Lineage: Eukaryota; Fungi; Ascomycota; Dothideomycetes; Mycosphaerellales; Teratosphaeriaceae. Bases 1 to 4530 code for a protein of 1509 amino acids. Gene Ontology annotation, cellular component: cytoplasm. Gene Ontology annotation, biological process: translational initiation. Gene Ontology annotation, molecular function: GTPase activity; GTP binding; translation initiation factor activity. The record is from RefSeq and is a predicted model, not a curated record. The transcript has 3 exons.